AUGGGCCUGAGCCACUCUAAGGCUCACCCUAGAGUGAUCAAAGUGGCACCUUUGCAAAACAAAGAGAUGCCCAGGGCCAUGUAUUUUGACAUCCCACUGGAACAGGGAGAAACAAGUAUUAUUAAAAGGCAUCCACCCCGAAGACUUCAAAAGCUUGAACCCAUUGACCUGCCACAAGUAAUUACUUCUGAAAGGAUCUUGAGCCAGCGAGAACCCAGGACGACUCACAAAGCAAAGGAAUUGGAAAAGAAGAUGCAAAUUCCAAUGUAUACUUCUGGGAAAAGACAAUAUUUACAUAAAAUGCAAAUGCUGGAAAUAAACCGGAAAAGACAAGAGGCCCAAGUGGAGUUGAAGAAAAGUCUUCACAGGGAGGCAAAGAUUAAUAAGGAGAAACCGAGGGACAGCACAGCCAAGAAAAUCCUUGACAGCAUCCCCAGAGAUGACGAUGACUUUCUAACCGUGUUGCCUGAUGAAACCUUAAACCCAAGUCCAGGAAAUUCACAGAAUGCAGAAUUUUUAGAACAUCAUUCAAGGAAUGACUAUGGUCCCCGGAAAAUUGGCAAAAUGGAAACAUGGCUUCGUGAACAAGAGGCCCGGGGACAGCUGCUCUGGGACAGCUCUAGCUCUGACUCUGAUGAGUUGGGGAAAGUCACGAAGAAACCACGAGCCCUGGUGAAGACCAGGACAGAGAGAAUCCCACCUUUUGACGAGUUUUUUGAUCGAGAAUAA
This is a messenger RNA of Myotis lucifugus (little brown bat), 729 nucleotides long. RefSeq names its product coiled-coil domain containing 198 (gene CCDC198). The transcript has 6 exons. The coding region runs from base 1 to 729 and encodes 242 amino acids. Lineage: Eukaryota; Metazoa; Chordata; Mammalia; Chiroptera; Vespertilionidae. The record is from RefSeq and is a predicted model, not a curated record.